AUAAAAUAGAUUUGCUUCCUCGACGUCGUAGUUAGUAAUAUAUAUAAGUUAACGGUACACAGCGGGGCUUGCAGACGCCGCUUCCUCGCCCUGGUGCAGAGGCUCCUGCCGCUGGGCAAAAGGGCGCAAAAGGCGGAGAUCCACAAAAGUCCCCGCGACACCGAGACGGGUAGCGAGGGGAGAAUUUCGCUUUCGCUUUCGCUCCCCCGGCUCUGAGGGAGAAGAAGAGGCAGGGGCUGCGGCGGAGGCCUCCUCACGCUCCCUUCCUCCGAAUAGGCACGGGGGCCGCGCCAGCGCUGCGGGAGCCGGGAGAGCAGAUUUGUCACUGGAUACAAUAACAACCUGACACUGAGAUUGCUGCUUCCAGAUUAUACAGUUGCCUUGAAGAAGCUGAAAAUGUUUCUAUUGCUAGUCAUUUUAAGUCUUGUUCCAUUUUUGAGCUGUAAUCUCAAUAGCCAAACAACAGAUUCAUUCCCUGGAGGUGGAAGUAAUCAAUUUCCUUGGAAUAAAAGUAGGCUUCCCAAGCAUGUUGUCCCAGUUCAUUAUGAUCUUCUUAUUCAUCCAAAUCUCACCACUUUAACUUUUACUGGACUGGCCAAAAUAGAGAUUAUGGUAAUUGAACAAACUAGUUCAGUCAUCCUGCACAGCAAAUAUCUCCAGAUCACCAAAGCUACCAUCCAAGGAGCAACAGGAUCCCCUGAUGCUGAUAAAGAAGUGACUGUUUUAGAAUACCCACCAUAUGAACAGAUUGCACUCGUUGCUACUGAACCACUGCAAAUUGAGCACAAGUACAUUAUUAGCAUUGAGUAUUCUGCUAAUCUCUCAGACAGUUUUCAUGGAUUCUAUAAAAGCUCAUAUAGAACUCCAGAAGGAGAAGUAAGGGUGCUUGCAGCAACACAGUUUGAAGCAACAGCUGCACGUAUGGCUUUCCCUUGCUUUGAUGAGCCUGCAUUCAAAGCUAAAUUUUCUAUUAAGAUCAUAAGAGAACCGAAACAUCUUGCACUAUCCAAUAUGCCCAUUGUGGAAUCCGUAAACAUCAGAGGGCAGCUCAUUGAAGACCGUUUUGAUGUCAGUGUAAAGAUGAGCACUUACCUAGUGGCCUUCAUUGUUUCAGAUUUCAAAUCCGUUUCCAAGAUGACUUCCCGUGGAAUUAAGGUUUCAGUAUAUGCUGUACCACAUGUGAUCAACCAACUGGAUUAUGCCUUGGAUGCAGCAGUAAAACUGUUAGACUUCUAUGAGGGAUAUUUUAGCAUUCCAUAUCCUCUGCCUAAGCAAGACCUUGCAGCUAUUCCCGAUUUUCAGUCUGGUGCAAUGGAAAAUUGGGGAUUGAUUACAUACAGGGAAUCUGCUUUGUUAUAUGAUCCUGAAAAAUCCUCAGCGUCAAGUAGACUUGGAAUUACCUUGGUUAUAGCCCAUGAACUUGCUCACCAGUGGUUUGGAAAUCUAGUCACCAUGGAAUGGUGGAAUGAUCUCUGGCUCAAUGAAGGAUUUGCAAAUUUUAUGGAAUUUGUGUCUGUAAAUGUUACCCACCCAGAACUGAAAGUUGAAGAUCAUUUUUUAGACAAUUAUUUCUCUGCUAUGGAGGUAGACGCCUUAAAUUCUUCACAUCCUAUAUCGACCCCUGUUGAAGAUCCAUCUCAGAUUCUAGAAAUGUUUGAUAGAGUUUCCUAUGAGAAGGGUGCUUGUCUUCUAAAUAUGCUACUGCAUUAUAUCAGCCCAGAAGUGUUUAGAGCUGGAAUUACAAAAUAUCUGUCACAAUUCAGCUAUCAGAACACAGAAAACAAAGAUUUGUGGAACAGCUUGUCAGGUGUUUGCCCUGCAGAAGCAGCAGGUCGAGGACAAAAUGAUGGGGUUUGUGGCAGAAGCCAGGAGACAAUCUCAACUUCUCACUGGACCCAAAAUGGGCUUCAUGAUGUGAAGACCAUGAUGGACACUUGGACACUGCAGAAAGGAUUCCCAGUGGUAACUGUGACAUUAGAAGGGAAGAAAGUCCAUGUACACCAAGAGCACUAUGUGAAGGCUUCUAGUUCUUCUGCACCAACCGGGAAUCUGUGGCAUGUUCCAUUAACGUAUAUUACCAGUAAAUGUGCUGAAGUUAAGAAGUUUUUGCUGACAACUAAAACAGAUGACAUCAUUCUCCCAGAAGAAGUGGAGUGGAUAAAAUUUAAUGUUGGAAUGAAUGGUUAUUAUAUUGUGCACUAUGGAGAUGACGGAUGGGAUGCCCUAAUUCGUCUUUUGAAAGAAAACCAUAAAGCAAUUAGCAGCAAUGAUAGAGCAAGUCUCAUCAAUAGUGUAUUCCAGAUGGUGAGUGCCGAAAAGCUGUCGAUUACUAAAGCUCUUGAUUUAACAAUAUACCUACAACAUGAAACUGAAAUUACUCCCGUGCUGGAAGGAUUGGAUGAGCUGAUACCUUUGUACAAACUUACGGAGAAGAGGGACAUGAGAGACAUAGAUAAUCAAUUAAAGGGAUACAUAGUCAAACUAAUGAAAAACAUGAUUGACAAACAGUCUUGGGACGAUGCUGGGACAGUGUCUGAGCGACUCCUUCGGAGCAGUCUUCUGGGGUUUGCUUGCGUACGAAAGUACCAGCCGUGUGUGGACAAAGCAAAAGAGUUCUAUACAAAGUGGAAGGACUCCAAUGGAAAUUUCCAUUUGCCCAAUGACAUCAAGUUUGCGGUAUAUGCUGUUGGAGCACAGACGGACGAAGGCUGGGACUUCCUUUUCAGCAAACACAAGCUGCCCACAUUUAAUACUGAGAAAAGGAUAAUUGAAUCUGUUCUCAGCUUAAGCCCAAAUAAGGAGAAGCUUGAAUGGUUAAUGGAGCAAGGUUUAAAGGAUGACUUAAUAAAAAUGCAGGAUCUUCCGUAUAUUGUUCUCUCCGUUGGUAGGAAUCCUGAGGGUUAUCAGUUAGCCUGGAAGUUUCUAAAGCAGAAUUGGCAGACAUUUGUAAAAAAGUUUGAACUUGGUUCGAAUACCGUUGCACACCUGGUUACUGGAUUGACAAAUAAAUAUUCCACAAAGGAACAACUUGAAGAAGUAAAAAGUUUCUUCAACUCCCAAGGCAAAAAAGUUUCAGAGCUCCGUGCUGUCUACCAAGCAAUAGAAACCAUUGAAGAAAAUAUUCAGUGGAUGGAUAAGAGCCUUGAAAAAAUCAAGGAAUGGUUACACACCAAUAGCGGAAUGUGGAACUCUGCAUGAAGCACAAUUUCAGAAUGAAGAAUGAUUUUGCGCUGGAAGACUGCUCCUUUGCCUUAAUGGGAAAAAGCAACAACCAUGUUAUUGGCUGGAAUGCUGAGGUCACGUAACAAACACCGUGAAUAAAUAUUUGAAAUAAAACACAGCCAUUUAAGUAAAACAAA
Molecule: messenger RNA, 3359 nt
Organism: Podarcis raffonei (Aeolian wall lizard)
Lineage: Eukaryota; Metazoa; Chordata; Lepidosauria; Squamata; Lacertidae
Gene: ERAP1
Product: endoplasmic reticulum aminopeptidase 1
Exons: 20
Coding region: 397-3198 (933 amino acids)
Biological process (GO): peptide catabolic process; proteolysis
Cellular component (GO): cytoplasm
Molecular function (GO): metalloaminopeptidase activity; peptide binding; zinc ion binding
Source: RefSeq, a predicted model, not a curated record